AUUGACUCUGGCUCUCUUGUCUUGCAGACCUGUUGGCCGUUACUGCCUCCAUGGCCACCUCAGUCCUCGGCUCUGUAUCAGAAAUGCUGUUCCUUUGGGAACCUCAGCCAAGGAAGAGAUGGAGAGAUUCUGGAGUAAGAAUGCUGGUUCAAACCGCCCUCUAUCUCCUCAUAUCACUAUCUACAGUUGGUCUCUUCCCAUGGCGAUGUCCAUUGUCCACCGCGGCACUGGUGUUGCCUUGAGUGCAGGGGUCUCUCUUUUUGGCUUGUCGGCCCUGUUGCUCCCUGGGAACUUUGAGUCUCAUCUGGAACUGGUGAAGUCCUUGAGUCUGGGGCCGGUGCUGAUCCAUUCAGCCAAGUUUGCUCUCGCCUUCCCUCUCAUGUAUCACACCUGGAACGGGAUCCGACACUUGAUGUGGGACCUGGGAAAAGGCCUGAAGGUCCCGCAGCUGUACCAGUCCGGGGUGGCUGUCCUGCUCCUCACCGUGCUGUCCUCGGUGGGGCUGGCCGCCAUGUGAAGAGCUCCGCCCCAGCUCCUCCUCCCCCAGAUGAUUAGUUCCCUGAUUUCCUCAGCUCUCGCCUGUUCAGACCUGUGUGCUUGCACUGUCCCUGGAGCUCAGCUGUGAGAAGGGUCCCAGGGUCCCUUGUUUCUAAAGAUGGGGUGUUGCAGCAGCUCCCCCUUCCUGCCCCCGCUUGCUGCCUGCUCAGGGCCUAGGAGCCCUUAUUCUCUCCAUAUUGGGCCUUGAUUUGUGCUGAGGGUCAGCUCUUGGCUCCUCUUCCUGAGACGGUGGAAACAAAGCCAGCUCUGUGGCCUCUCCCAUGCCGACUGGGAGUGGGGCUCUGGGUGCCACUGCCUGUGGGUUGUGGCUUAAAGGACAGUUCUGUUCACUGGUCAGACCCAGGGUCCUUAGCACCCACAUGGUGGGGGGUUAGCCUGUACUGGCCCGAGGGAGAGAGAGAGGGUGAGUUGGCUUUUGAAGCAGGUGCUUUGGGGAGAAGAUAAAUAGAUUUUGAUACAAGAGAAAAAUCCAGAGAAGUAUUGCUGAACCUGUUAAGGGUUAUUUCUUUUCCUUGCAAUUCCAGAAAAACAAGCCUCUAAUUGUCAUGUUUUCUAAUCAACAUUCAUGUGACAUCUUUUUCUGAAAUUGAUUAAAAUACUAAUUUUG
Myotis davidii is the source of this 1165-nucleotide messenger RNA. RefSeq names its product succinate dehydrogenase complex subunit C (gene SDHC). The coding region runs from base 119 to 517 and encodes 132 amino acids. Gene Ontology annotation, biological process: tricarboxylic acid cycle; mitochondrial electron transport, succinate to ubiquinone. Gene Ontology annotation, molecular function: succinate dehydrogenase activity; electron transfer activity. Gene Ontology annotation, cellular component: membrane. The transcript has 5 exons. The record is from RefSeq and is a predicted model, not a curated record. Lineage: Eukaryota; Metazoa; Chordata; Mammalia; Chiroptera; Vespertilionidae.